AGGACAUUCGUGGCUGGCAAACACAAGCGAAGAUUGGUUCAAAAAUCGGGAGAGUGCAAUGUGACCAGCUGUAAUGUGACCAAGAGGAAACAAAAAUAUUUCUUUGAUAUAUUCACAACGCUAAUUGACAUGAGGUGGCGUUUUCACACUCUAUUAUUUUUUGCCGCUUUUGUAACGACGUGGUGCGUCUUUGGUUUCGUUUGGUUUCUCAUUGCAAUUGCCCAUAAAGAUCAUAUCAGUCAUGCUAACGAAACAAGUACGCCGUGCGUCACUAACGUUUACGACUAUACGUCAGCUUUGUUAUUCAGCAUUGAAACUCAAACGACAAUAGGCUAUGGGUACAGGGUAAUUCAAACUGAAUGUCCGUUUGCAAUUUUUGUUUUAAUGAUGCAGUCAUGCAUUGGUUUAUUAAUUCAAUCUUUUAUUACUGGCGUUAUAUUCUCAAAACUUUCACGACCUAAAGGUAGAUCCCAAACUAUUAUGUUCAGCGAAAAAGCCGUUAUCAGCAAAAGGGACAAUGAAUACAACCUACAAUUUAGAGUUGGAGAUAUGCGCAAGUCUCAUAUUAUAGGAACCUCUAUACGAGCUGUCCUCGUAAAAAAUAGAUUGACCAGUGAAGGAGAAUCGAUUCCUUUAUGUCAAUUUCCGUUAGUCCUUGAAACGGAGAUGAGCCCAUCGGACAGCUUCGUUUUUUUAAUUUGGCCCGUGACCGUUGUGCAUAGAAUAAAUGAGAAAAGUCCACUGUGGACAAUGUCAUUAGAAAACUUGUUGCAGGAACAUUUUGAAAUUAUUGUGCUACUCGAGGGGACCAUAGAAUCAACCGGCAUGGCUACUCAAGUCAGAACUUCUUACAUCCCAAUAGAAAUUAUGUGGGGAGAAAGGCUGGUUCCCUUACUGACGUUUCAGUUACAAAAUGGUCGCUACGAAAUUGAUUAUAGUCAAUUUCAUAACACGUCGUCGAUAGAAAUGCCAGAGUGUAGCGCAAAAGAAUAUGCUGAA
This is a messenger RNA of Helobdella robusta, 999 nucleotides long. RefSeq lists its product as hypothetical. The transcript has a single exon. The record is from RefSeq and is a predicted model, not a curated record. Gene Ontology annotation, cellular component: plasma membrane. Lineage: Eukaryota; Metazoa; Annelida; Clitellata; Rhynchobdellida; Glossiphoniidae. Gene Ontology annotation, biological process: regulation of monoatomic ion transmembrane transport; potassium ion import across plasma membrane. Gene Ontology annotation, molecular function: inward rectifier potassium channel activity. The annotation marks the transcript as partial.